AUGCGGCACUCGGGGCUCCCCACAGAUGGGGAAGGGAACGCGGGGCUACUCCCCGCACCCUACGACCGCUUCAUGCGCAGCCACCUGCGCUACUUCGGCUACUUCCAAGGCCAGGAGUCGUGUGGGCAGAAGAGCCUGGUGUUCCCAGGGAACCCCAUCGAGGAGCCCCCCGCGGGUCCUAGGCAGGAGCUGAGUUCCCCUGGGACUCCAGAUCUGUCCCUAUGCUGCAGCACUCUGCUCCCUUCAGCACGGCACUGCGGGUCGCCGGGGCAGCUGCGCACCCUCUUCACCCUCCCCUCAGCCCAGGGUCCCCUGCCCGCUUCGAACCUCCAGCGAGCCGUCGUGGUGGGCCCCUUUGAGUAUGUGCUGAGACUGCGGCUGGACCUCUAUACCGCUAAGCACACACGGUGAUAUUUUCGCAUCCAAAACACCCAGAAAGAUCAACUCUAUCGCUUCACCAUCGCCUACCUGGUCAAGCUAAAGAGCCUCUACGGCGAGGGCAUGCAGCCGCUGUUCUACUCCCAGUGGGAUGCACACAUUGGCUGGCACCAGGUUGGGGCCAACAUCUGCUACUACCCGGGCAGUGGUGGUGAGGAGAUAGCUGUUUUCUGCCUCUCCUGGACGUCGCACUUCCCACACGAUGCCGAAACCUGUUUCUUCGCCCACUUCUACCCCUACACCUACUCCAACCUGCAGCGCUACCUGCGGGCUCUGGCAUGUGACCCGGAGUGCUCCUGGUACUGUGCGGUGCGGGUGCUGUGCCGCAGCCUCGGGAACACCGUCUUCCUGCUGACCAUCACCAGGCCCAGCGGUGUGGCCGGCAAACGGGCAGUGGUGCUGAGUGCCUGUGCGUAUCCUGGUGAGAGCAGCGGCUCCUGAGCCAUGCGGGGAUUCCUGGAUUUCCUGCUCAGCGCCCAUGCUGAUGCCAGGCUCCUGCGCCAGCUCUUCGUCUUCAAGGUGGUGCCUGUGUUCAAUCCCGAUGGGGUGCUGGUGGGCAAUUGCCACUACUCCCUGGCUGGCCGCGAUCCCAACCAGGCUUAUGGGAUGGCGGACAGUAGCUCCUUCCCCGGUGUGUGGCACCUGUGGGCCAUGGUGGAGAGAUUGCUGGCGGAGCAGGAGGUGGUGCUGUACUGCAUCUUCCACAAACACAGCUGGAAGAACAACGUCUUCAUUUACGGUUGUGAUGGCAGUGGGGUUGGCACAGGGCUGUGGCUGCCCCAGCACAUCUUCAUGCUGAGCAAAAAGGCUCCUGCCAAGUUCUCCUUCCCCAGCUGCAAGUUCCAGGUGCAGAGGAGCAAGGCGGCAACGGGCAGGGGUGUCCUGUGGCACCUGGGCAUCUCCAAUAGCUACACCAUGGAAGUGGCCUUUGGUGGCUCCACACUGGGUGCCACCACUUUUGGAGCGGGAAGGACAGAGAAGAUACAGCUGAAGCAACAGAGGAGGAAGCGGCUGCUGAGCAGGAGAGCAAGGAAUGUCCUGCACCGGAUAAAUGCUGUCCACCAGAGCUAUGCCGGUGUCCUGGCCAGGCCAGGCCAGGCUCCUCCAGCCCCUGCAGGCAGCCAGCUCCUCCUGGGAGCCCGAGGGUAG
Messenger RNA from Cuculus canorus (common cuckoo), 1587 nucleotides. It is a transcript of the gene AGBL2, whose product is annotated as AGBL carboxypeptidase 2. Gene Ontology annotation, biological process: proteolysis. Lineage: Eukaryota; Metazoa; Chordata; Aves; Cuculiformes; Cuculidae. The record is from RefSeq and is a predicted model, not a curated record. Gene Ontology annotation, molecular function: zinc ion binding; metallocarboxypeptidase activity.